Molecule: messenger RNA, 3437 nt
Organism: Danio rerio (zebrafish)
Lineage: Eukaryota; Metazoa; Chordata; Actinopteri; Cypriniformes; Danionidae
Gene: pgm2
Product: phosphoglucomutase 2
Biological process (GO): carbohydrate metabolic process
Cellular component (GO): cytoplasm
Molecular function (GO): magnesium ion binding; intramolecular phosphotransferase activity
Source: RefSeq, marked provisional
CUUAACAGCAAAAGUGAAAGACAAAGCUUAUGAUAAAUUAAAAAAGAGUGGCCAGAGGCACCCUUCAUAAGCUUAUCUCGUAUUCGUUUAUCGUUUGAAUUACAGUUUACAUUUGAAGUACAUCAACAUGGAGAAUGGCCAGGGGAGCACAGGGGACAGUCGUCUGGAUCAAGCUGUCACGCAGUGGCUUCAGUAUGACAAGAAUCCAAAGACGGCUGCUGCUGUGCGGUCAAUGGUUAAGGAUGGAGCCUUGUCAGAGCUGCAGAAGUGUUUCGGGGCUCGUAUGGAGUUUGGAACCGCAGGACUGAGAGCUGCCAUGGGACCAGGAGUGUCCUGCAUGAAUGACCUCACUAUCAUACAAACCACGCAGGGUUUUUGCGCAUACCUGGAGGAGUGUUUUGUGGAUCUGAAGCAGAGGGGUGUAGUUAUCGGGUUUGAUGCUCGUGCUCACCCUCCCAGCGGCGGCAGUAGUAAAAGAUUCGCCUGUCUUGCUGCUUGUGUUCUGAUGAGCCGAGGCGUCCCAGUUCACCUCUUCAGUGACAUCACACCUACUCCAUAUGUGCCUUUUGCUGUGUCGCAUCUUGGACUGUGUGCUGGUAUCAUGGUAACAGCCUCCCAUAAUCCCAAACAAGAUAACGGAUACAAGGUGUACUGGGCAAACGGAGCUCAGAUCAUUCCUCCUCAUGAUAAGGGCAUCGCUGCAGCUAUAGAACAAAACCUUGAGCCCUGGCCUGAAUCCUGGGACACAGAUGAGGGUCUUCGGAGUUCACUGCUUAAUGACCCAUAUCAGGACAUACACAGAGAAUACUGUCAAACCAUCCAGCAGCACUGCUUUCACAGGGAGCUGAAUAGGAAUACAGCAGUGAAGAUUGUACACACAUCAGUUCAUGGAGUGGGACAUAUUUUUGUCCAGGCUGCUUUUAAGGCCUUCGAUCUUCAGCCUCCAUAUGCCGUGGAAGAACAGAAAGAUCCUGAUCCGGAGUUCCCUACCGUCAAAUACCCAAACCCUGAGGAGGGAGAGGGAGUCCUGACGCUGUCCUUCGCGCUUGCAGAUAAAGAAGGAGCAAGUGUUAUUCUGGCGAAUGACCCUGACGCUGACAGACUAGCUAUUGCAGAGAAACAGGAGAGUGGGAAGUGGAGAGUUUUCUCUGGGAAUGAAUUAGGUGCUUUACUCGGCUGGUGGAUUUUCCAAUGCUGGAAGCAGCAGAAAGUGGAAGGAAAAGGCUCCAUUAAGGACGUCUACAUGCUAUCCAGCACAGUCUCCUCAAAAAUCCUCAGAGCCAUUGCAGUGAAAGAAGGCUUUCACUUUGAGGAGACUCUUACAGGCUUUAAAUGGAUGGGAAACCGAGCCAGAGAGUUGAUGGACCAAGGAAAGACUGUUCUGUUUGCCUUUGAAGAAGCUAUUGGUUACAUGUGUUCUCCUGCAGUUUUGGACAAAGAUGGUGUGAGUGCAGCUGCUAUUGCUGGUGAAUUCAUCUCUUACCUGGCAUCUAAAAACAUAACUCUGUCCCAUCAACUGAGAUCCAUUUAUGAAGAGUACGGUUACCACAUUACCAAGAACUCCUACUUCAUCUGUCACAACCAAGACACCAUUAAAAAGUUGUUUGAGCGCCUCCGAAACUACGGAGUGGACAACUCGUACCCUAAAGAGUGUGGAGGUUUUGCCAUCAGUGCAGUGAGAGACCUUACAACUGGAUACGACAGCAACCAGCCCAACAACAAGGCCGUUCUGCCCACUAGUAAGAGCAGUCAGAUGAUUACCUUCAGUUUUGCUAAUGGUGGUGUGGCUACAAUGAGGACCAGUGGAACGGAGCCUAAGAUCAAAUACUACACUGAACUCUGCGCUGCACCAGGAAACAGUGAUCUCAACCAGUUGACAAAGGAGUUGGAUAACCUGGUUGAUGCCAUCGUGGAGCACUUCUACCAACCUGAGAAAAACGGCCUGACUCCCCGACCAGAGUGAGAGAUACCACAAUACGCCACUACCGGGAUGUUCUUAACUAAUUCUGCUCUUAGUCUUAAACAACCACACAUAACCAGUUUUAUCACAUGGGUCUUAAUCUAUGCAGGUUUCCUAUGCACUUUUAUCUGCUUUUAAUGCAGGAAACGUAGAUCAAAUCUGGUGCCACAUGAACAUAACCGUUGCCUUUUUCAUUUACUGGUUCAUUUCACCACUUCUCAGUUUUAUAAUCUAUGAUAUUAUGUUAUAUAUAUAUAUAUAUAUAUAUACAAGCAAUUAUUUUUAUUUGCCUUUUUAGACGUUUAGUAGUGAACUAUGAAUGUACUAAUUAACAGAGUUUGAAUUAAUUUAAAGGUUAUUUACCUUAGCAGAUAUUUUAGGUGAUUGACACAAAUGUUUUCAUAUUGCAGGAGUACAAGACAGUGUCUAGUUACUGUUCGAUUUAGACCAAAUAACCUCACAAAUCAGAAUGCCAGCUAUAGAUUAGCUAUGUUCAAGUCUAGAAUUAAACCAAAAAUCAUUUAAAAGGAAUGAGAGAGACCUUUACCUGGGACAAAAAGACUGAUACCGAUUUUAAGCUUGCCAAGUUUAUAUGAUUCCAUUGCUUCCUCAUUCCACCAUCUGUAUUUAGUGACCUUUAGUUGUGUAAUUUAUGAAAUGUGAGGUGUUUGUAAAUGUUUGUCAACAUUUUGAGAUUGGGAACAAGUUUGUAAUGUUUUAUUCUCUCCUCCCCAUUCCAGCACAUGAGUUGUUUUCUUGAAAGCAUAAGUGCUUGACCAAGUAGAUUUCUGGCAAUUAAGUAACUUGUUUUGAAACAUCAAAUAGCCAUUGCAUUGAGAUUAAUGCUGUAUUACCAGCACAAUGGGCUAUAUGCACACAGACUUUUAAUUUUCAACCAGGCAGCCCAAGGGCUUCCGGUGAACUGUCUUUCCAUAACGUUUAAGAUCUGAUUUCUUUAAAAAUCAGCGAUAUUCACUGCCUGUUAGAUAUACGAUAUGAAGUGAGUCUCAGAUCGGACAAGUAGCACUGCAUUAAUAUAUAUUUCCCCACCAUGUUUUUAAAAUAUAACAAGUAUUUUCAAUGGAAUUUCUGCGCUAGCCUGUUGCCACAGACAGCCCUAGCUGUCUUUUAUCUCGUUUUAGGCUUCAACAACUAAAUGAAAGCUAAGUUUAUUUAACUGAAUGUAAUGUAAUUACAUUACAACAUCGAUGCUGUAAAAACAAUCUUGUGAAAUUGAAAAUAGUCACAUUAAGCUUUCACCGGAAGUUUAUCAUUGGCUUUAAAACUCUAGCUGUGCAUAGAGCCUAUUGUUCACUAGUUAUGAAUUCAUGUUAUUUUAUGUAAAGCUGACCAGUCAGUCCACCAUCUUUUUCAUGUAAACAGAUUUAAUAUGUUUCGGGUGCUAUUUAGUUUAACAUUUUAAUCACAAAGUUGUUUAACCCCCUGUUUUAAAUGAAUAAACUGCAAGUGGUCACCA